AUGCGGUCUUUUCAAUUACUUGUGCUGUUCCUGACCAAACUCUUUCUCCUUCAAUUUACUUUUGCAGUUGAUUUCUCUUUCACUGGUUUCAAUUCGUCUGAUAUCUUGCUCUAUGGAAAUGCAACCAUAGAUUCUGGUGUUCUUUCUCUUACAAGAAAUACCACGUUUUCCAUUGGUAGAGCUCUCUACAAUGCUAAGGUACACACAAGAUAUCCAAACUCCUCGAACCUCUUGCCUUUCACAUCCUCCUUCACCUUUUCUAUAUCCCCAUACAACGAUUCUCUCCCUGGCCAAGGAUUUGUCCUCAUUUUCGUUCCUUCUACCGGCAUCGAAGGUGCCUCUUCUUCCCAACAUCUCGGUUUCUUGAACAGUACCAAUGAUGGUGAUCCCAGAAACCAUGCUUUUGGUGUCGAAUUCGAUGUGUUUCGAAACCAAGAAUUCAAUGAUGUUAAUGACAACCACGUUGGUGUUGAUGUCAAUUCUCUUACUUCUCUAGUUUCCUACAAAGCCGGGUAUUGGCUUGGUGACAGUAACAACACUAAUUGGUCAUUCAAGGAAGUAAAGCUGAACAAUGGAGCCAACUAUCAAGCUUGGAUUGAGUACUGGAACUACCAGCUCAGCAUAACAUUGGCUCCUGAAAAUGUGAAAAAGCCAGAGAGACCUUUGAUUCAGAUUCCUCUUGAUCUCUCUGAUGUUUUUCUUGAUGACAUGUAUGUUGGGCUCACUGCAUCAACUGGGCAACUCAUUGAAGACCAUAAAAUUCUGAGUUGGAGCUUCAGUAAUUGA
Molecule: messenger RNA, 786 nt
Organism: Prunus avium (sweet cherry)
Lineage: Eukaryota; Viridiplantae; Streptophyta; Magnoliopsida; Rosales; Rosaceae
Product: L-type lectin-domain containing receptor kinase VII.1
Molecular function (GO): carbohydrate binding
Source: RefSeq, a predicted model, not a curated record